UAAAAAAAAAAAUCCUUACCAACCAUAGAUGGUGAUAUUUUCUCAUUCUCAGUACUAGGCUCUCUGCUGAUAGAUUUUCAAAACAUAACUUCCACUGCACGCCCAUCCUAAAAAAAAAAAGUAGUGUGUCUUUCUGUACAAUUACCAGGGGCAGCUCCAGAAAUAAUUACUAUGGAGGGCUUAAGUGGUGCCAAGGUGACAAUUUUGGGUUAAUAAGCUGAGGCAACCCAGAGCAACAAAAUUUUUGCUUUUUUUUAGCAGUAGUUAUCUCUUGUAGUCAUUAACAUGACUGAGCUAAUAUAAAUAAAUGCAUUGCUAAUGUCGCUGAUCCUGUAUUCUUGUGAGUGAAGAACUUUAAUCAACACAUGGUAAGUUAUGCCACACAAGGUACAAACGAGAAAUAAAAAAGACCACAUUUGUUUUACACGUGAAUUAAUUAUAUUGCCUUAUUAAACCAAAAUUAAAUGAACAACAAAACACUCAUUUUCAAUCAUCGAGAUGCAAAUGGAGAGCGUUAUGGCAGAACCGCCCCUGAAUUAGUUACAACGUUUCACUUUCAUAGUUACUGAAACGAGUUUUGUUUACUUUCUGUUUCAAUUGAAUUUGCCAACCAGUUUGGUGCAACGGGUAGCUGGGUCCAUUUUUGACUGACACUGCAUAGGACCUACCGAAUUUCCUCGUGUCAGAUACACCUCCUAAACCAAUCAGAGCUUCAACACACGCGGGCUGCCAAUGUCCAUGUUGGUGACAAAUAAGUAAAGCGCACCAAUAUUACUUCCUUAUUGACGUUUGUAAAGCAGAACAAAAACAAGACAAUUAUUAACCCCGAACCCGACAUUUACAAACAUGGAGGAAUGUUCAAGUACAUUAACAAGCAAAGAAGAAGUCUGUGUGGACUAUUUGAACUACUAUGAAAGUGCCUGGCCCGGAGGUAAACGACUAGUCUGCAAGGAGCGAAACGUGACAGAAAAGGCGAAGCAGUUCCUCAAAUCCGAGUCCAGCCCAGGAGAGAGGUUCACCGUUUUCGGUUUUUAUAAAAUUACUCAAGAGUGCGUCAAAGCUAGUAAAGGUGGAUGUCGCGAUGUGCUCAAUGGGCUGAUAAAAGCCACUGAAGUCCUAGAAAUGAUUUGUGUCAAUCUGUUUCUGUUCCCUUGGAGAAAAGAGAUCAGAUCGCUUAAGACCUUUACCGGGCCCUUUGUGUACUUCAUUCAACCUGUGCUGCCGCAAGACGUCAUCACCACAAUCCUAGAGUGGAUAGGGUACAAGCCAGAAACGAAGACCGAAUACAGAUUGAGCAAGGACAAUGACAAUACAAGGACCAAGCAAAUCGGGUUCGAGCUGUUCCUGGCCAGGCAAGAAUGUGAGUGCAUGCUGGAAGCCAUGGCUGACAUGACAGACUCUGAAUGCAUGGAAGUCCUUCAAAAAAGAUCUCCAGAGCUUGGUGGGUACACUGAGCGCUCUGAAAGUUUAAAAGAUGGGUCACAGCAGGGGAAGUUGGCCCUGCUUAUGGAAGAACAAGCACCAACUGAACCCGUUUUACCUCCUGAAACUGCAUUAACACAAGGUGAUCAGGUGUCUUUUGAAACGAUGAGUGCUGUUGAGGAUUCAGAAAAAGUGCCACAGAAAGCAGAGUUAACCUCUCCUCUGCUUGCUUUAGACCAAGCCAAAGCAGAUAGACCUACAGAGGUGAAAAGCACAGUUUCCACUUCUAUUAGUGAGGACAACUCCAUCACAGAUAUCUAUGCUGCCUACCCUGACCUUGCUAUUGGCCAGAAACCCAUCUUCAGAGAAGCUCAGAAGUUGAAGAUCUCUGCACAUGAGGGCAACAGCUCAGAGAAUCCCAGAAGGCCUGACUUGGCCACGGAAGCUUCCCCAGCAGAGUUAAAUAGAAUUGACGAUCAGAGUGACUCCCCAUCCAUUACCAUGUUCUCUGAUUCUCAGUUUCAAUAUUCUAACAAGAAGGAAGCAGGAGCAGAGACAGCUGCCAGCCCUACAUAUUUCAAAGACCCAAAAGGAUCAGGUUUGUUCCACAGUUCUUAUAAAGAGGUUCAUUGUAAUGCGGUUUCUGAAAAGCAGCCAAACGUGGAUGAGUUGGCUUUAAUGAUUACCAACAUGAGGAUUAAGGAGCAUAAUGAGGAAGACCUGAAACACCCCAUUGAAGAGACCUCCCAGCAUGAAAACAGUGAGUCUGUCUUCAUUAAUGUAAAGCAUCCUGGUUCACCCAAGGACCAGACACGCCGGAUUGUCUGUAACCCCUCCCCAGUUCUGAUAUGCCAAGUGCCUGACUGCAGAAGCUGUGUGGACUGUAAUGGGAGGCAAAUGUUCUUGAAUGCUGAUGCUCUGGGACACAUUACAGAGCCACCGCAGUCUUUCUAUAUCCCACCCAAAAGCCUUGAGAACCAUCACCCCAUUGAAGAGUCAGCUGACUGCAGUUCCAACUUCUUUCAGUCAGAAUGUAACUAUAGUGAGAACUGUCAUCCACCACCUAUUACCAGAGAGCCACAGCAAGCAGACCAUGACGAUGGCUAUGUUUUCUUGUAAAAAAUAAAAAUGGUACACAAUAGAAAUAAGCACCCUCUAGUAAGCAAGGUCUUUCUGACUGUAUAUUCAUGACAAAAUAUGUUUUCGAUUUUUACCAAAGUCUACUAACUGUGAAUGUGUAUUAACUGCCUAAUUUUCCGAAAAAGCAAUUCUGAACAUUUGAAAGAAUGCAAUAUUGGAUUGCAUUCCAAAACACAUCAAAUGUGAACCUGGGGGCUUGUUUAAAUAUAUAAAUAUUUACAUAUACAAGAAAACAUUGUAAUUUACAAAGAAGCCAAUUUAGAAUAUCCAAUUAUUAUUUUUAAGCUUGGUGCAUCAUUAUAGGGCGGAGUGCCUUUUACCAGAUAUGCCACUUGGGAGCACCUAGAACGUGUUAUUUUUAACAAAACCUUUUAUGAAAAAACAUUAGCUUUUAAAAUUUUAAUUUUGCAUUUAUUGAUGAUCAGUAUAUUAUGAUUUGAAAACUGAAUUUAAAUAGCAGAGAAUUAUAAUUUGAUCCUGUUUUUAUUACAUGACAUUUUAGUGUGUCGGUUCAUGUCAGGGUUUAUUUAUCUUUGGCAAUAAUGCAGACAAAGAGCUGUAAGGUAUCUCAAAGAAGCAAAUGUGAUAAGCUUCCAGCAGAUGCUUUGUAUGAAGUUAAGCGCCUUGGCGUAAUUAAACUGGAUGAAAUCUUUUCAAUAAAUAUCUUAAAAACAA
Molecule: messenger RNA, 3237 nt
Organism: Acipenser ruthenus (sterlet)
Lineage: Eukaryota; Metazoa; Chordata; Actinopteri; Acipenseriformes; Acipenseridae
Exons: 2
Coding region: 847-2541 (564 amino acids)
Cellular component (GO): cytoplasm
Source: RefSeq, a predicted model, not a curated record